UGUGGGUACAUAGUGUGUAUAUUUCUGGGGUACAUGAGAUGUUUUGAUAGAGGCAUGCGAUGUGUAAUAAUCACAUAAGGGUAAAUGUGGUUUCCAUACCCUUAAGCAUUUACCCUUUGUAUAAAAAACAAUCCAAUUACACUUUUAUUUUUAAAUGUAUAAUUCAUUAAUUAUUGACUAUAGUCACCCCAUAGUGCUAGCCAAUACUAGGUCUUACUUAUUCAUUCUAAUAUUUUGUACCCUCAGUUGUUAGUAUUAAGACUAAACAUCAAUUAUAAGAUCCAAAGGGUAGGUGUAAAGUCAGAACUAUGCAGUAAGAUAAGAUCAGGAUCAGAGAUAACAGAAAAAUGUCUGAGAACAACAACAAUGUGUGUAACACAGGGGAGAAUAAUAUUCACCAUAAAUAAUUCAAGAAGAUUUAUCCUAGGAGAAGCAAAGUGAGGGCCCACAUUCUCGGUGGGUUCCUCUGUUCUUCUGUCACUGGGAAGUAAAGCGUGAUGAGCAAGAAGCACAAAGUUGAUGGGGUCCUUCAGCCUCCUGGAGUGACUCUCUGCAGCUCUUGGGCAAAACAGAUGUCUCAAUGACUACCUGGGAGAGUGAGGGGAAAACUCAGAGCCUUUCAAGCAACAGAGGUGUGAGAGAGAAGUUAUCCACGUAAUUCCCAUUAGUCUGUUUUUCAGAGAUACAAGUUGUCACGCCCAUUUGGGAUAUUAAAUGAUAAGGGUUCAGUAUUACCCUUCUGUACUGUGCAAAAGGGAAUAGUCAAAAGCAUAUUUACUGUUCUCAUGAAAUUUGUAGUUUAACUAUGAAGACAAGCGAUAUCUCUGUGAAAAGUAAAGAUCACUUGCUGAUCAACUAAGUUUUCUCACUUUCUAGUUUUUGUCUUUGUACACACCUCCUUUAAGAAUACUUUCUCCGUAAUUGUUUCCAGUCUGACUGACUGAGGAAAUAUUCAGGACUCAAUCCCAUGUACAGAUGUCGAACAUUACAUAAUCAGUUAUACUAUAUCCAUUGUACUUGUGACUCUCAUAAAAAUAUAUUUUUUCAAUAACUAUUUAUUGCAUAUCUGCAAUGUGCCAAGUUGUGUUGUAGACAUUAGGAAAAAUGAAGUAGACAAAACAUUGUCUUUGUCCUCACGGAACUUACAUCUCAGUAUUAUAAGUGUGCAUACCCUCUCUUCCUACUAGGAGAAAACACUAUUUUUAAUCAUUCUUUCACAGAGAGUUUCUUAGACUUAUUUCAUCAGAGACUAUUGAAAAGCACACACUCUUCCAUCCCCCCAGAAUGAGAAUCCUGGGGGAGGGAUUGGGAAGUCUAUUUUUUUUAAGAAACUCACUGGGUGUUUCAUGUGCAUUCACAGCUUUAGGUAACUCUGGGGGAAAGCACUACCUUAUUAAGAGCAUACUGCUGAAGAAAUUGGUAAUAUCCAUUGUACUAUAUCUGUAGGAUCCCUUUUGAUUGUCAUUACCAAACAUCUCAUCCUUGGAGAAUAUGAAAGCUCUCCAAGGCUUUCCACAGCCAAUUCACCUAACAAAAAAUAAGGCAAACUUUUUCAAGAAUACCAUUAUUUUUAAAUAAAAUGCCUCUACACGGCAGAUGUUACUAUGUUCUACUUUGGGGAUGAAAAGAAUCAAACAUUAUUAGUUAUGGUCCACAGAAUCACAAGAUUUAUUUUAAAGAUAAAGUUCAGAUGAUGAACAUAAAGGAAGCUAUCUCAUCAAAGAAGGCAAGACAGAGUAGAUCUCAGAAGUCCACCAUGUACAAUAUUUUAAAAUGCUCCCUAAAGUUGUUCUUUGUGAGUUAAUGAAGGUCAGUGUAGUCAAUAUUCAGUACGUAAUCCUAGCAAGUACACAUAAAGUUAAUAUUAUUAAAAUAUCUUACACAGGCUUAUUGCAUGCAACACACUGUUCUAAGUAACAUACAGAUAUUAAGAUGACUUAAUUCUCAAAACAUGUCUCAAAACAUGAAGUGAGUUUUUGUUUUUAUGCCCAUUUUGCAGAUGAGAAAACUGAGGCAUAGGGAAGGUAAGUAACCUGCUUAAGGUUACAGAGCUGGUAAAUUGUAGCCAGGAGUUGGAAUCUAGGUGACAAAAUCUACGCUCUUAAUCACUAAACUGCCCUGCCUUAGUUUUUAUACUUCUUUAGAAGCCUCAGACCAAAAGAAGUUUAGACAAUUCUAAUAGAACAAGCAAGAAUUUGCUGAUCACAGCUUCCUUGCCCCAAUCCUUUAAUCGGCUUCAUUUUCAUUGACUUCUUUUUUAAAUGAAGAUAACAGUGUUGUUGAACAGGAUCAUCUAGUGGUUAGCGGUUCAGCAUAAGAAUGACUUGCUUCUGAAGCUCAGCUCUACCACUUGCUUGCUGUGUGACCUUGAGAAAGUUACCUCUCCAAGUCUGUUUCCUCAUCUUUAAAAGAGAGGUUAUAAUAGGACCCACAUCAUCCUAUUGUUUAAAGAGAAAACAACAUAGCCCACUUAAAGCACUUAGAAAGUGCUCCAUAAAUAUUAUUAGUGUAAUAAAUAGCAGCAACAUCAAUAAAGUAUGAACCAAAUGAUCUCUUGAUUCGUAUACUAACACUAAAAAUGGUUUAUUUCCCUUCUAAUUAAAAGAAAAUUACAACAACUAAGCAACAAACCAAACCAUAGCCAUAAAAUCAAUUAUAUCUUUUGUGAGAAAACUGGAAAGGCUAUUGGACACAUUAAUUCAUUUGUCAUCAGUCAUCCCCUCUAUUCCAAAAUGUUUGUGUUCUAGCAUCCUGAGACACCUUGCAUAAUAUAAUCUGUGACUCCAAGAGGUCAAAUGGGCAGGCAGUUAAUGCUUCUCUGUGAAAAGCUCAAUAAUUCAUUUUAUAAAUUUCAGUUUAAAGCCUGCGUUGAGGUUAAGAAAAAUUGACGUUCAGUCUGUGAACUUAAUGUCAAGCUCCAGAAAAACUCUGGGCAGCACAUGGUUAGCAAUUAAGUGGACACAGACAAUAAAGACGUUGCCAAAUUGUAAAACAAGACUUGGAAAUCACAGAAAAUGUUGCUAGUUAUUGAUUACGGUGAUCAUUCAGUUCCUACUGAGCCACCCAAAAGAAUCAUUCAUUUUCCAGCAGAGAGCCUGCUCAUUUGCAAGAUAAAAGAGAGACAUUUCUGCACAUGCCCAUAAUGUUCUUCACCACUGGGGGCAGCUUUACAUAAGACUGCAUUCAGUGAAACCAAAGCAACAGUCCGAGCAGCUUUCAGAAUGACAGUCUGCAGAAGUGAGCUGAGCGUGUGCGCGGUACGGGGCUCUCCUGCCUUCUGGGCUCCAACGCAGCUCUGUGGCUGAACUGGGUGCUCACCACAGGAACUGCUGGGCUAUGGAAUACAGAUGUGGCAGCUCAGGUAGCCCCACAUUGCCUGGAGGAAUACAUCAUGUUUUCCGAUAAGAAGAAAUUGUAGGAGCUAGUUUUUUUUUUUUUAACCGUCCCCCCGCCCCCCAAAAAACUGUAAAGAUGCAAAAACGUAAUAUCCAUGAAGAUCCUAUUACCUAGGAAGAUUUUGAUGUUUUGCUGCGAAUGCGGUGUUGGGAUUUAUUUGUUCUUGGAGUGUUCUGCGUGGCUGGCAAAGAAUAAUGUUCCAAAAUCGGUCCAUCUCCCAAGGGGUCCAAUUUUUCUUCCUGGGUGUCAGCGAGCCCUGACUCACUACAGUGCAGCUGACAGGGGCUGUCAUGCAACUGGCCCCUAAGCCAAAGCAAAAGACCUAAGGACGACCUUUGAACAAUACAAAGGAUGGGUUUCAAUGUAAUUAGGCUACUGAGCGGAUCAGCUGUAGCACUGGUUAUAGCCCCCACUGUCUUACUGACAAUGCUUUCUUCUGCCGAACGAGGAUGCCCUAAGGGCUGUAGGUGUGAAGGCAAAAUGGUAUAUUGUGAAUCUCAGAAAUUACAGGAGAUACCCUCAAGUAUAUCUGCUGGUUGCUUAGGUUUGUCCCUUCGCUAUAACAGCCUUCAAAAACUUAAGUAUAAUCAAUUCAAAGGGCUCAACCAGCUCACCUGGCUAUACCUUGACCAUAACCAUAUCAGCAAUAUUGACGAAAAUGCUUUUAAUGGAAUACGCAGACUCAAAGAGCUGAUUCUUAGUUCCAAUAGAAUCUCCUAUUUUCUUAACAAUACCUUCAGACCUGUGACAAAUUUACGGAACUUGGAUCUGUCCUAUAAUCAGCUGCAUUCUCUGGGAUCUGAACAGUUUCGGGGCUUGCGGAAGCUGCUGAGUUUACAUUUACGGUCUAACUCCCUGAGAACCAUCCCUGUGCGAAUAUUCCAAGACUGCCGCAACCUGGAACUUUUGGACCUGGGAUAUAACCGGAUCCGAAGUUUAGCCAGGAAUGUCUUUGCUGGCAUGAUCAGACUCAAAGAACUUCACCUGGAGCACAAUCAAUUUUCCAAGCUCAACCUGGCCCUUUUUCCAAGGUUGGUCAGCCUUCAGAACCUUUACUUGCAGUGGAAUAAAAUCAGUGUCAUAGGACAGACCAUGUCCUGGACUUGGAGCUCCUUACAAAGGCUUGAUUUAUCAGGCAAUGAGAUCGAAGCUUUCAGUGGACCCAGUGUUUUCCAGUGCGUCCCAAAUCUGCAGCGCCUCAACCUGGAUUCCAACAAGCUCACAUUUAUUGGUCAAGAGAUUUUGGAUUCUUGGAUAUCCCUCAAUGACAUCAGUCUUGCUGGGAAUAUAUGGGAAUGCAGCAGAAAUAUUUGCUCCCUUGUAAACUGGCUGAAAAGUUUUAAAGGUCUAAGAGAGAAUACAAUUAUCUGUGCCAGUCCCAAAGAGCUGCAAGGAGUAAACGUGAUCGAUGCAGUGAAGAACUACAGCAUCUGUGGCAAAAGUACUACAGAGAGGUUUGAUCUGGCCAGGGCUCUCCCAAAGCCGACGUUUAAGCCCAAGCUCCCCAGGCCGAAGCAUGAGAGCAAACCCCCUUUGCCCCCGACGGUGGGAGCCACAGAGCCCGGCCCAGAGACCGAUGCUGACGCCGAGCACAUCUCUUUCCAUAAAAUCAUCGCGGGGAGCGUAGCGCUUUUCCUGUCCGUGCUCGUCAUCCUGCUGGUUAUCUACGUGUCAUGGAAGCGGUACCCUGCGAGCAUGAAGCAGCUGCAGCAGCGCUCCCUCAUGCGAAGGCACAGGAAAAAGAAAAGACAGUCCCUAAAGCAAAUGACUCCCAGCACCCAGGAAUUUUAUGUAGAUUAUAAACCCACCAACACGGAGACCAGCGAGAUGCUGCUGAAUGGGACGGGACCCUGCACCUAUAACAAAUCGGGCUCCAGGGAGUGUGAGAUACCUUUAUCAAUGAAUGUGUCAACCUUUCUGGCAUACGACCAGCCCACAAUAAGUUACUGUGGGGUGCAUCAUGAACUUCUCUCCCAUAAGUCCUUUGAAACGAAUGCACAGGAAGAUACGAUGGAAACACACCUAGAGACUGAGCUGGACCUGAGCACAAUCACAACAGCUGGCCGAAUCAGUGACCAUAAACAGCAGCUAGCUUAACUGAGAUCACUGGUAGCCCGGGGUUGCUACCAAACUUUGUAACCUCAAGGACAAAAUGAGGAAGAUGUGUUCAUUGUGGACUCUAAAAACAAAGCAAAACACAAAAUCCCCUGUUCAAAUUAACAAAAAAUCCAAGAUUGAUUCAUGAAAUAAAGAAGACAUGAAUUGUUUUAAGUCUACACUUUGUAAUUAGCUAAGUUGUGCAGUAUUUUUUGACUUAGAGUAUGACCCUGAAAAAUAAAAGAAUCUUUUUUUCAAAACUCAUCCUACCUACCUGUAAAAACUGUACAAAGCUAAUGUAUUUUUCAUAUUGUAAAGUUUCAAUUGUAGAAACAACUGGUAUGUACAGUACCAUAAUUUAAUUACAUUUUACUUUAAAAACUUUACACAUUUCAGUUUCUAAAAUUUUAAAUUAACAAAAAUUAUUUCUUGUGUUAUUCAGAGUUACUCAGUUUUGUAGGGACUGUUUUGUUACUGCUUUUGUGCCCAGAAACCUUGACUCUAAAAUUCUGUGCUGUGCGAAACAUGCACGAUUUUUAUUAUGCUUACUGCGUAGAAUUUUAUCUACUUGUUCCAGAAAUAAUACAUUAACCAAAAAGGAUUUAAUUGCUCAGACUUGUAAGAGGUUCUUCAAUUACAUAGACAGGUUUUUCUUAAAAAUGAAAAAAAAAAAAUCAAAGAUUUUUUUAACAGUUCUCAGACUUAACUGUUGCCUUGAAUUACAGCCUAGUUUCUAAGCAGUGAAAUGGAAUGAUAAAGAGGGAUAUUUUAACAUAUUUCCGAAUGAAUGAUUCAUUAUUUCAUUCUUUUGAGUAACCAUUGUUAAGGGUUGGGGGGAAGCAUGGACAAAACAUCACUGGAAACAAAGGCUGUAACCACAGCAACAGACUUUGUGAUACAGUUAAAAGGUGCAGCUACCAGUGACAAAUAAGAACUUUUGUUACAUCUCAUUAUUUUCAGGCCAAGGUGGGAGUAUAGUGCAUAAUAAUUGUACAGUAGCAAUUUUUCUCCUAAUUAACCCAUAGCCAUUUGCCUAAAAGUAACCAUCAGUCAGUGCAAAAUGUGCCUGGUUCUUAAGACAACUUUUUAUUUAGAACCAUGAGACCAGUAUUUUGGAAACAUUUCAAAGGAAACAUAUGAAUUUUUUUUUGCAUUGUGCACUACAUCAUUUCUCUCCUGAGGAAGAAUUUUAAACAUGUACAGCUCAUUCAAUAUUGAUAUGAGCCACAGUGCAGAACUUUAUCACUCGAGUAGACUGUAAACAUCCUUAGUAUGUUCUAAAUUGUUUAUGUUGCUAUCCAUAAUGGGAGUCACCUCCAAAUUAUCAAAGAAAUAACUCAGAGUAAUUUGACACCAGCCCAGAUCACAUAUUGAUUACACGAUUGUAUUAUAAAGUUAACUCAAAUCAAAUUAAGAAAACCUGAGUUUUGAGAAGCUGAAAUAAUCAACUUGUUUGUGCUGUUUGCUUGACAUAGGUUAUUGUUUGAAAAUAUUGUUACGUUAUCAAUAGUAAUCAUGCAUUCUUGUGUUUUUUUUUUAAAUGGAAAACUGCAAGUUUCAAUUACUGUUGCACUAGAAGUGCUUUUAUGUUGUCAUUUUAUAUUCAUGCCAUCAAAAGUAGAUUGGCAUAUCAAUCUAACAGGGGUCAAUGAAAACAAUGAAGAAAAUAAUAACUGAAAACAACGUCAAACUUUUAAAUUUUUAUCUCUUCCAAAGAAAUUAUAUCUACAAAAUCUAGUUUUAUGCAGGUUUGUCACAGCAAAUUUAAAAGCAGCUUCAAGAAGAAUGAACUCAAAAACUGUGGAGCAAAUUUUUGUUGAAAAUAUAUAAAGUCAGAAAGAAAAAAAGAUGUAAAUGUUGGAAGAAGCAAAUUCUAUUACUAAUUCAAAUGAAACUAAAUGUCAAACACAGUACUUGUGUCAACUAUUUAGCAUCCCAGAUUUUGUAACAUAUUUUGCAUAAAUUAUUUGCUAUUCAAAAAUUUUUGUCAUUUUAAAUCUAAUUUUAAUCUUUAUGUUUUCCAUUUUCUAAUUUCCUUGCAAUGUAUUAUUCUUAGAGUGUUCUUAAUUUUCUACAUUGAAAUUUGGCUUUACAUCGUUAGCAAAUUUAUAAAGGGUUAUAAAGCUAUGAUUUGUGAGUUUAAAAUCAAAUGCAAAAUUUUAUUUAUUAUGUAAACCAAAAUGUCAUUUGCAAGCUUUCUCAUUAGAAGUUGUCCUUGCAAAGAUAGAAAAGGAAGAAUUAAUUUGUGUAAACAAGCACAAAUUAACAUAUUUGUUAAUAAAUAGGUUUAUCUACUAAUAAACCUAUUUCUAGAAACAUUCAAAUUGAUAAUGAUUUUUAGAAAUGUAAAGUUUCCAAGGAGUCUUACAAGUGUAUGCCCUUGAUUUCCUGAAGGAAACCACUUUCUUUCUUAAAUAUUUUACGUUCAUCUAAAGUGAAACACUAUAAAUAGAAGCAAUCCUUGGAACCACAGCUCUGUGCAACCAAGGCCCUAAGCUACACCAAACAAGCCAGGAAUUUUGAGACUUCUCAUCUUUAAAUUCAACCAAAAGGGUAUUUAACAAGACAAAAAUGCUGGAUUAUUAUUAUUAUUUUUGCUUAAUUUUUAUUCUGCCAUGUCCAGGUUAAGGGUGAGGGUGGUGACAAUCUGAUAGAAAGAUUGUGUCUGGAAUCUUUAUCACAUAUUUCCAAUUUAUUUCAGUUUUUGUCUAAAACUUGCAUUUCUAAUCUACCUUUUCCAGCAUUCGAUAAUCUUCCAUUUCCUCCUUCUACCCCCCAUUCCUAUGUCUCCCUUCCUGUCUAUUCCUCACCGAUUUAAACAACUGAAAUGUUUACUUAUGCUUGGAGUUGAAAAAUGGAGAGGUUGACUCAGCAUGGUUACAAUAACAACCAGCAGCUGCAGCAAACCAUAAAGUUAUGCAGUGUUUUGAAGUUUACACAUCACAUUUUACAUAAAUUAUCUCAUUUUGUCUUCAUAACAACCCUAUGAAGACACAUUAAUCUCAAAGAAGUUGAGCCCUCACCCCAAAACACAGGGCUAAUAAUUGGUGCAGUUGAAUUAUUCUCAAAAUUUACAGGCUGUUAGUCUUUCCACUAUACUAAAAGCUUUCUUUCUCUGAUCAGAGCCAGAGAACUUCCAGAGAUAAUGGAUAGAAUGAAAGAAAAAAAAAUACAUAUAUAUAUAUGACAUGUUGUUUAGUAAUCCCUACUUUAAUUCCAUUCUCUAUCUCUAAAAUAUUAGCUAACUGAAUUAUUUCUGUGUUCUACUAUGGGCUCUCACAUUAAAACUCUGUUCAAAAAGUUUAACAAGUCACAUAUUUCUUAACAUACAAGUUCGUUUGUAAAUGUACAGAACAGAUGCUCCCAAGAUGUGGAUGCAUGUAGGCCCCAAAGUACAGACAUAAAAUCAAGGAAGCACAAGGAAAGAAACCCCAAGGAAAAACCUAAAGACCUUCUAAAUUGAGACUGCAUAAGUAUAAAAGAGAUCCAUAGUACAGGGUGGAACACAUGCUCAAUACUUUGUCAACUGAACACAUGUUCAAUUCGGAGCUAACUGGGAAGACAUAAAAUUCUUUUUCUUUUUUGCUUUUGGCAAGAUUUCUUCUUAAACCAUAAAUUUUUUUUAACUUGUAAUAAUAGAGAACAACUUUCUCUAUUCUCCUUAUAAGAAAAAUAAAAUAUAAUUUAUCCAAAUUGAUGUAUAGAACCUAAAACAUAUGCUAACUUGCAAAUAAUAUAUUUUACUGAUCAACUGAUUUUUGUCAAGUCUCUAUUUCUAGUCCCUCCUGAAUGUUUUAGAAAACCAUGAAACUAUACAGAUUUUUAAUACAAAUUACAUUUUUACAAGGAAAGAAAACAUUUCCAAAUUUAACACUCAAGACUAAUCACAUAAUCCUAAUUUGAACUCAGAUCUCUCUGACUCCAUAGACUGCUUAGAAAUAGUAAAAUCUUUUUGCAAAAAUAUUUUCUAAAAUAAAACUAUUGUAUAUGAGAGUAAAAAUAUAUUUGCUUUUGAUUGUUCCUCACUGGAAGACAGAUAUCAUCUCUCAAACUAAACAUUCAAAAUAAGAAACUGAAUGCAUGAAAACCAAUACCUGAUGUGAAUUGUUGUUAUUAAGCUGUAUGAAAGAAAUGUAGAUGUUCUGGGUAUGUCAGAGCAUGCAAAAGAAGAGGUUAUGGGACUGGCAAGUAUUUGGUCUCAGGAGAAAAGGUGAAAAUUUUCCAGAAUAGAUAUAGUAGCAUCUUAUAUUGGCACAGCUCUUAACAGUUUAUAAUGUUGGGUAAUAUAACAAUCUCCUAAUUCAUCAAAAAGUCUCAAGGUGCAGAUGAAUUGGUCUUGCAAUAAGGAAGAGCUUCCAACUCUUCCCAUGACCUUCCCAAUUUUCCCCAACUGUCCCUAAAUAGGGAGGUGCCAAGUGCAAAGGACCCAGGAGCAAUGCUUUCAAAAUUCUGAUUUGUCCCAAAGGUAGGGUACCUGGACAAUCAACAAUUGGGCUUCAUUUUAUCAUCAAUAUUAAUGGGAAAGAAACAUUUGAAAAUUUAAAACCAAGCAAACACACACACACAUCAAAGUGGUGGUGGGUCUUUUUUGAAGGUCUCUCAUGACUUGUAUUACAGUUUUAUUGUGAGAUGGGAGGCAACUUAUAUUUAAUUUCUGUAGGGUAAAAUUCACAUUUUAAAAGGUCCACUGUUGAUUUUUUUAUUCUAUGAAGGACAGUGAUCUUAUAGCAGCAGAGUGCCUCAGCCAUCUAGGACUUAGGCUACUACGUUUCUUCCUCCUAGCUCGCAUUUAUAAAUUUGUGUUAUAUGAUAUUUGUCUUUCUGAAAAGGUGAGUGAAAAUUUGUUUUGUGUAAAUCAAAUAAUGUUUCAAAUGUAUCAAGAGACCUUGUGAUAAAGGAACCUUGAAAUUGUUUUCUAAUCUAAAAUAUUACCCACUAAUUUAUCUUUUUAAAAUUGAUUUCCAUAUGCCUUGCGUUAUUAUAAUGCAGCACACUUGUACUGCAUGGUUUAAAGGUUCUGCAAGACAGUCUUUGCCUCAGCCUACAGGAAAUGGCAGUCUGACUCCAGGUUUUGAGUUGGUCGAUAUGAGCAGUUUCAGUCAUUUCCACUUACUGACUUUAUCUGGACUAAUGUGGAAAAUAGUAGUAAGACAACAUGGAUGGAUAAAGUUGACAAAUAAUUUUAUUUGUUUAAACUUUGUCACUUAUUAUAUCCUUGAAGUUACUAGUAAGAGGUCAAGAUGACUCCAAAUCCCUUGUGUCAAUACUAGAUUUACUGAAUCAGAAUCACUGGGAUGGAUCUCAAAAUGUGCAUUAAGACAUGACUGAGGUGAUACUAAUGCAUGCUAAGUUUUGAAAAAUAUUGCUCAAAUGAAUUUACUUUUCCCAAGUCAUUCAAUUGCUUUCUAUUUUAAUAUAAAAUUGUGAAUUAUCGUGCUUUCCCAUAUCAAUGUGAAUCUAGUUUUCUAAGCCUGACUGAACAUUUUUCUUGACUGAGGAAAGCAUACCAAAAGACAACUAUACAUAAAAUGCUCAGGUUGCUUCCUGACAGACUGUUGUUUAUAGAUUUUAUUCCCCAUUAACUCUUUCAAGAGACAUAUCUGAAAACAGUCUUAAGGCAGCUGGGUUAGUUACUUGUUAGUUGUACCCAUGAAUAUAACAACUGAAAAGCUGGAUGUGGGGAGAGAGGCAAGAAGUAAUUUAUGAUGUAUCAGGCACUAUGCCCUCCUUGUCUCAUUUUUAAAGCAUUUUAGCAGAGAAGUAUAACCACUAUUUUAAAGAAAGGAAAAUAAGGCUCAUAGUAAUUAAAUAACUUGCCAAGACUCACACAGUGGAGCUGGAGAUUCAGAUUUAGAUUUGUUAGGCUCUAAGGAUGUGCUCCUACCCCCCAUAGCACAUUUUCAAAAGUGAGAAGAGAUUAUAAUCAAUAUAAUGAGGCUUAUAUAUUUUAAUGCGGGGGUGUUGAACACAGCAGAAAAAGAAUUUGCCUUUCUAUUUCCAAAUAGAAAAAUUAUCUUACACUGUGUAGAGACUUCCUUCAAUAUCCUAAACCAGCAGCCUAAUGGAAAAAAACACCCAAUAUUUUCUUUAAGUUUUAUACAUGGUUUCCUAAAAAGAGUAGACAUUUGAAAAAAAAAUUCUUCAAAACAUAAAUACCCCUGAAUAUUGAUGUCAUAUUUUUAUUUCCAAUCACCUUAGUUCUUUAUAAAUUUACAGCCAAAAUAUGAUAAAGAAAUAUCAAUAAUAUAACCUUCAACUGGCCAAAAAAAAAAAAAGAGGGGAGGUUGCAAAUUUUAGCCAAAACUAUAUGGAUAAAUGAUCAAUAAAGUCACCAACUGCAAAUGACAAAGUGGAGAAAAACACCAAUAAUCUACAGUCACAAACUGUAACUGGCAAUGAUAUGACUUGGGCUACAGAACAUUUCCUGUGAAUUAUUUUAAAUGGCAAUACUCCUUAUAGGAGUAUUGUAACUUACACAGAUGAUAUGGGAUCUGGAAGCAUACUACAUCAAAGGAGGCUGAAAGAUAACCUUUAUAACAAGGCAGACUCUACGUGUCCUACUCAGAAUGUAAUAUGUAGUUUAAAUAUAAAAUAAAUAUCAUUUCCUUGUUUCAUUACUAUGUGGAGAUGGACAAAUAAAAUUAUUUGUUGAAAUUUAUUUUUAAACUCACAUCUUGAAAAACAUCUUCCUCAGUCUCAGCUAUUCACAAAUGAUUCUUAGUCUCUCGACUCCAUUAGUGCCUCAGGAGCUUUUUAUUAAACCUCUGAGUUAUCUCUUCUCUCUCUCCCUGAACUCCACAAGUGCAAGUAAUCUCAUUGGUUUAACUACAUUAGCAUUUUACUCCAUCACAGGAUCUGAACAUGUAGCAUCCAUGAAAAACAUACUUCCAUAAUACAUACAGCAUUCAAGAGCCAGUAAAGCACUCUCUAAGUCAUGCCUCCUACUAAAAAUGGUCACAUCUAUAACUCUGAUAAAAAUUAGGCUAUAAGUUUAAAACAAUAAAUCCAGCAAAGAAAGAAAUUCUAGCACCCUGGAUCUAAUAUCAUUGUGUCUUCUCAUUCUGGCACCAUUACCACCAUACAGAAAUGUUAUCUGAAAUAUGUAGAAUAAUUCUGAUUGUGGACAACAAAGAUGCUCCUGUUAUCUGGGUUGAAGAUGUGGUGAAAGGCAACAAAGAAGACAAAAAUUACACAUACCAAGGUAAGUGAAGGGAAUGUGAUUUAUUAUUAAAUAAUCUGCAAGUAAUUUUAAAAACUAAGACCCAUUAUUAAAAUUUACAAUAACAUUUAUGCCAACAAGUGUCAUCAUAAAGGCUAACGUGGAUAUUGGGGAUAUAAGAGAAAUGUGGUAUUUGUGGUGGCAAUACAUAUUAGAUAAUAGAUAGAUAGAUAGAUGGAAUUAAUUCUACCAAAAGAGAGACUAUUAAGAAUAAAAAUUAGUCCAAGAACUAUUUCUAUUAUUUCUCCAGAGAGAAACUGAAUAGAUAGAGAAAAAGAUUUAAACUAAAUGCUACAUGAUCUUUCCAAGGUCAAAUUUGAAAUAGUCCGAAACUAUAAACUCUGAAUUGCUGCUUCAACCAUAUGAGUAAUUACAUUAAUUCACAUACACCUAGUCAAAAUCUGAUGUUGAGAAAUGAAUUGUAAUUUUAAAUGUACUCCAUCUGUCCUUGCUGUUUUACAUCAAUGAUAUAUUUGCUUUCAAUUACAGAUCCAUAAAUACAAUGCCCUAAACAGUCUGAUGAAAAUGUGGUGAAAGAUUGGUCACCGCUGUUUUUCUGUUCUAUCAUAAGGCAAUUAUCAGAGUGGAAUGACCACCAUAGUGGGGAGCUGGAAAUAUUAUCUUUAAAGUCCUCGCUACAGGUCUUAUUUUAUAUAAAUUUAUAAAAUAAGAAAAAUAUUGCCUUGAGGCAAAAGCCCGAAAGCCCACACCAGCUCUAGUCUGACUACACUUAACACCAGAGAGGUCUAGGGAAAGACGCUGAACAUCUCUGAACUUACAUGCUAUCUGGAGAAAAGCUUGAGAUCCUUGGGAUGUCAACAUUUUUUUGCCUUUGGAUGCGAUGGAAACUUAAGUUCAGUUAACGGACAUCCUUCAAAACUCCCUGCCAGUUUCCUCUUUAACAAACUUCAAACCUGAGUUUCUUGAGCCAACACUGGCUUUAACACACAGCUAUUUAACAAUGAACCCUUGUUACACGUCAUCACUUUGUGGAAGAAUUACAUAAUUGGGGUUGUAGCCCUUAUCAGCUUUUCCCUUGCCUUUGGAUCAAGUUACGGGAUAAAACAUGUGAACUUGAUAUGGCACAUUGGUACUACCACAGGUGGAUUGGAAGAAGAGUUUCUAACAUACAAACAUUUUAUGUAAUAUAAAACUGAAAUGUAGUUUGGGGCCGCUUCUUUUUAACUUAAUAAUCUGAUAUAAUUUUCAGAUAACUGCAUGCUUUCCUGCCACUGAUAAUAUAAAUAUUAUUGUCUGUAAUGAAAACAUGGUUUUGUUGUCAUAUACUUUCACUUUCUGAGGACAGAGUUCAGACAACUGAUUGUGUUCUGUAAUUACCACAAAGAAUGACUAUUUAUUUUCAGAAAGAACGGCUUAGUGCCAAGCACUUUAAGACAACAUAACAACUAACACUUACUGAAUGUUUACUUUUCUAAGCACUUUAUGUGUAUUCAUUCAUUCAGUCAACAUUAAUAUGAAAAACAAUUAAUAAUAAUCCUAUGAAGUAGAUACUACUGUUUUUCCCUGAGGAAGAUAAGAAACUGAUGCACAGAGCAAUUAUAUAACAUAUAGCUAGUAAAUUGUGCAACAAGGAUUCAAAUCCAGUUGACUGAUCUAUUGAAAAACUGACCCCUCUAACUGCUCAUUUAAGGACCACUCUAUAGACCCCAAUGUUAAGUUCAAAAUUCUACCUAUUUAAGGCUAUCACUGAGACAUUUUUUUUUUCAAUAUAAUUGAUGUGUUUAUUACAUACCUAAUAUAUGCCCAUUGGAAGGUAAGAAAAUUUUAGAGAUACAUGAGUGUAUGAUAUAGUCCCUGUCCCCAAUGGACUUACAGUCUUAGCAAAGAGAAAAGACAUCCAUAUUCAACAGAAAUAAAAUUCAAGAACUAAGUUUAAUACCUGCAAUUGUAAACAGCAGUUAGGAGAAGAUAAAAUCAAAGUUAAUAAGGUUGUUGGGAAUAUCUCAAGGCAAAAGUGAUAAAUGACAUAGAACUUAAAACUAGCAGUAUUCAGAUGGGCCAGACAAAGAUGGGAGGGCAGUGAAGGGAGAAUAUUAUAUUUUUAUUUACUGACAUCUAUUAUUCCAAUAGGAUUUGUUAGAUUCAUGCUUCUCUGGAAGAAAAAGACCAGGCUCAAUUUUUGUCCUGAUUGCCUAAAAGUUCAGAGCCAAAUUUUACUCUCACCACAGUAAAUCUCUUGGCCUUUCUAGGCAGGCAUAAAUAUUUCCCAAAUUUUUCUGAACUCUGAUUCUCUUUACAUUUCUAUUUUAUCUUAUUUGGCGUGGGGGAAAAGCAUAUUAAUCCUUUGUUUAAAAUGUUAUGUCAGUUUCAAUAAAAUGUUCAUAAACCAUUUUGAAGACAGAUCCAGGAAAUGGUAUUAAUUUCAAAUAAUUAUGUGAAUUACAUCAAACAACUUUUUAAAAGCUAGUAAUUGUAACAUCCUCCGUCAAACUACUGUUUGGCACAAAUGAAAACACAUCCUUUAGAUUGAUUGACUUUCUUUUUUUCAACUUUUUUAGUCUUUAUAUGUCAGUACUGGUGAAUAUUAACCAGAAUUUUUAUUUCAAAGAGUAAAAAUAAAAAUCAUUUUUGAUUGCUAUAUUUUACAAACAAACUACAGUAGAAUAUUAUUAAAGACCAUGAUCAAAAUCAUUUAGUUGAUAGUGAGACAGCCAGGUGUGAGGGGUCCCUGACAAAACUCCAACCAGUCUGCACACUGGGAGUGUGCACUUGGGUGGACUCACACACAGGUUCUAGUCCAUUUGCAGCAAGGAAGAGCCUGCCCCCCUCCUCUUCCUGUGUGGAACCUGGGAUUCAAGUGGCUAAGCAGGAAGUGCUCUAGCAGGGACUCUGCCCUUGCGGAGAGUCCCUGUUUCCCCCUUUUCUUUCUUUUCAAUCAAUAAAACGCUGUCUUACUCACCAUUCAAAUUGUCUGUGAACCUGAAUUUUCGUGGCCAUGGGACAAGAGGCCUAUCUUUAGCUGAAAUAAGGAAAAGUCCUGCAACAAUAGCAAACAGACCAGUACUAGAAUGUACAUUUACUUAGAAUUAUUUUUCACUAGAGUGAAGUAUUUUUAGUUUAUGAAUGCACUGAUAUUUAGGAAUAUGCAGAAAUAUUUCUGCCUUAAAAGUACAAAUAAUUGUCAGUAAAGUUGUCAUUUAAAAAAUACAGUCAAAUAUAUAUAUUUCUAAUCUGAAACAUGAUGCAUAAGAAGCUACUUUAGUUUUUUGAAUUUUUCAAGUAGAGAAAUAUUCUCUUCAUCAAACUCUGCUCAUCACUAGGACUAUUAAUUUACGGUUAUCUCUGUGUUUAUUUGGGAGGUACAAUUUUCAUUCAUGGGUAUUUGUUCAAUGUGUCUUGUCUUCUCUAUAUUUUACAUUUAAUAUACAUUUAAUUUAAUAUGAUAUUUUGAUAUUUUUAAUUCUAAUCAAUAAAAUAAGCAUUUAUUCAUUUGUAUUACGGUAUUCCAGUUACUGUGAUGUGAGACACAGUGAUCGAUGCUUAUAGUGAAUAAAUUAUUGUGACUCAAUGUGAUAUUUCUAAAAAUGAAGUCUGUACAUGAUACUGUGAAAUGAUCGGGUUUACUGCAAAUCAGAAAAGGCCUCACAGAGUAAAUGCUAUUUGAGAAACUUCAGGUUUGCCAUUUAUAAAACCCAGGUCUGUCCUACAGGCUCCACAUCCAGCUCCUAACUAAAAUUUAGAAGUCUUUAGAUGUCUGUGGGUAUUAUCAUCCAGAAAACUAGGACUCUAAUAGUUUCUGAGUCUAGUAUUCUCCCCAUAUAGCUACUCAGUUUUUUCUAGUCUAUAUGUCAAAUAAAAUUUUGAAAAAAUUACCCCUUCCCACAAUCUUUUCAAAUUAAUCCUCAGAUGAAAAUGAUUUAAUUUAGCUAUUCCAUGAUAAAUAAAAAAUAUGCAAUUUUAUUGAAUAAACUUAGAGUAAUUAAUAAAUAAAUGUAAUGUACGGUCAGAAGUUUUCUGUUUUGUUUCAUUUGUAAAAUGUCCAUUAAAAUGCUACCUAUGUGGGUUAAAAAGCCUAUAAGACAAUUCCAACUUCAGGAAUAUGUGAAAACAUGUAGAAAAGGUAUAUUGUGUAAUUUAAAUUUUUAUCAUCUACAGGUUAUGGCAUAAGACUGAUAUGAAAAUGAAUGAGAAUUAGGUUUCAUGUAGACUCUUUUGUCUUUUGUUCUAUUACUAUAAAAUGUUUCAUUUAAAAGUAGGGAAAAAUUAGUAAGAUGGUGAAUUUACCUGAUAUACCAAUAAGCACAGUUGUUUUGGAAGUUGCUUGGUACCAUUGACUCUUUGCAUCUUUAAAUACGUAUUUCUUUCCUUAACAAACACUUCUCUUUAUGAGAAUACCAUUACUCUCAAAGGAUUCCAAUGUUUAUUUUGUGCUCAUGGCACUUUUUUAUUUAAAUUUUCAAGAAUGCACUUCGCAUUAAGAUGAACCAAAAUAGUAUUAGUGAAUUCAGCAACCAGUUUAAGGCAUAGUUCUCUGAUCUUCCUACUUAAGAAAAUGAAGGCUGGGCAUGGUGGCUCAUGCCCGUAAUCCCAGCACUUUGGGAGUCGGAGGCAGGCAGAUCAUGAGGUUAAGAGAUCCAGACCAUCCUGGCCAACAUGGUGAAAACCUGUCUCUACUAAAAAUACAAAAAUUAGCCGGGCAUGGUAGCGGGUGCCUAUAGUCCCAGUUACUGGGGAGGCUGAGGCAGGAGAAUGGCGUGAACCCAGGAGGCAGAGCUUGCAGUGAGCCGAGAUCGCACCACUGCACUCCAGCCUGGGCGACAGAGUGAGACUCCGUCUCAAAAAAAAAGAAAAAGAAAGAAAGAAAAUGAAUGUAUUUUAAUUUUAGAAUUUCAGAACAUAUCAGUAUUAACUCGAAGAAAGUCAUCAUGAAUAAUGUUAUUUUAAUGAAUGCCAAGGGAAUUGUGCCUAAUAUUCUAAAAUACUCUUGAGGAUUAUGAAGAGUGUGCAGUAUGGCAAAGGCAGCCAUGAGAAUCCCCAAUAUAUAAAAUGUAUACUAUAUACAAAUAAUUAUUUCUCAAAAAUAUAAAUUUUCACUCUAGAUAGUUUUCUACAGGGUGGUACAUGCUAUGUGGUAGUAAAUGAGCCUGUAAAACUGAACUCACUAGACCACAACUAUUUCUAUUAAAUAUCCAAAACAUCCUCAAUGUGAAUGUUUUGAAUUUAUCUUUUAUAUGUGAAGAGUCUAUAAUUUGUUAGUGACUAUAAAUUAAAUUAUAACAACCUUUACAUUUUUUAAGUUUCACAAUUGUUCUGUAUUCCAAUUAAGAGGCUCAAAAUCUAGUCUGGGAAACUCCACUUGGUUUACAAAAAAAAAUCAAUAUGCUUUUUAUUUCAUGGGGCUCUGGGACUGUUAAGAUUAGCGUGAAAUACUGACAUUUACACUCCUGAGUGGACUACAAGGGGAGCAGGAUGGAAUGAUGAUGGCAAGUAAUUGGACAAUUGGACAGUCUCCAGAAAGGCUUGAAAAAUACUAUUAAAUCUCCAUCUGCUGAUUGAAAAUUCCAGGUUCAUAAGAUAUAACAAUAGCUGAAACACAAAUCUUAGAUGAUGUCUACCUUUCUUUUCAGGUUUGUACCCCAUCUACUUUGCAAGAACCUGUGACGAUUUUUUCGUUAAAACAUCUGCAUAAUUAAACAUUUUAGGCUAAUGAUGACAAGACAACAGGCCAUAUUUUAUUACUUUUGUUGAACUGCCCAGUGUAUAUCACAUUUGUUAUAAUUACUCAAAAACUCCUGCCUUGAAAAUAUGUAUUAUAAUUUUUAAAAAAAGAAAAUAAGGAAAAGGGAAGAAAUAGACAAAAAAUUAAAUUAGGGUCUUACACUUACAAUGAGAUAGUUCUAAGGAGGGAAGACUUAACCUAAGUAAGUUUUCAUUCCUUUGAAUUAGUGGAAUAAAUACAUCUUAAAUUUCUCCAUUCCAUUAGGACAGAUCACAGGCGACCUUGCUGAGGGAGUAAGUGAAGAACAGUUAUAGUUUCAGGGUCCUAAAUCAACCACAGGGAGAAUAAUAUAUUACUCUGCUUAUUUUACCCUUCCUCUCGUCUUCACGUUUAUGUCUUCUUCAGUAUUUCCUUCUCAGUCUGAGUUUUAUAUAGCAUAUGACAUACACAUAUGUGCCAACACAAUGUGAGUGAUAAGACUGGAAGAGGAAAAGCUUACAUUAAUUUAUCUUGAAAAAUGAAAUGUCCAAUUAUACAAUAUUAUAGAGUGCUAAUAGCUCACCAAAUAACAUAAAUAAGAUUACAUUUCACUCAGUGCCAGACCUGACAAUCAAACCUAGAUUCCAAAGUAAGUCUUUCUUUUUUUCAAUAGAUUGAAUAUACUAGAGGUUAAGAAAAUUCACAUAAGGCCUAAACUCCUCUUUUAAAAAAUCCUUUGACAUUUCUCAUAAAAACAGCUCUUUGCCUGUGGCUCAAUUUAGGACUUUCACAAAUCCCUUGAAUAAUGAAGGUCUUGGUUUUAAAUGACUGUUUAUGUGUGGCAUUCUAUGAAAGGUCCAGAAGCUUGUUAGGGACAAUUGCUAAAAAAUUAAAAUAUCUCAAGAUUAUUUUCAUCAAACCAAUAUGUGUUAGAAAGUUAUCUAUUGGAGUAUAUUCCAUAUACUUAACAUAAUAUUAUUAUAAUGGAUGGCAAGAUAAAAAGAAAUCCUCUACAGGAUAUUCCCAUUUCUCUCCAGAGUCAUGGUAUCACAGACAACACACCAGUCUCCCCAGGAUACCACUAUAAUUUAAUACAUGCAAAGUAUCCAUCUAAUUUACCUGUCACUGAUUAGGAAAUUCCAAUAGUAAGUUUCUCACCACAGCAAAUCCUGAAGAACUAGCAUUUAAGCUAUUUCAUUAUGAAGUGAAAAAAAUCAUUUAGAAAUAAAAGUACCAGUUAGUAACAAAUUAUGUACAAGUCACUCUAGCACAGUGUAUUUCAAUCACUUCAGUAUUUUUAGCCUCCCAAAAAAAGUGUCAGAAAUGAGGCAUGAAAAGCUAUUAAAUGAAUCAUUCACAUGUUGAAUAGAUGUUGCCAUCAGUUUGUUCUCUCAAUGGAAAUAAUGAACAACUGAUUUAUUUAUAACUGGUCAUGAUGAUAAUAUACCUUCAUGUUCCACCCUUUUCAAUAUAUUAUGGUUAUGUUAUAACUGUCUUAUUUUAUACGUGAUCUAAAAUCAUAUGCUUCCAUAAAAAUGUCUUCUUUUCCAGGCUUUCCCUUAACUUUAAUGUUCCUUUGGCUUGGGGUGUAAUUAAAAUGUUUUUACUG
Cercocebus atys (sooty mangabey) is the source of this 19980-nucleotide messenger RNA. RefSeq names its product leucine rich repeat transmembrane neuronal 3 (gene LRRTM3). The coding region runs from base 3748 to 5493 and encodes 581 amino acids. Gene Ontology annotation, molecular function: protein binding. Gene Ontology annotation, cellular component: plasma membrane. The transcript is spliced from 3 exons. The record is from RefSeq and is a predicted model, not a curated record. NCBI's taxonomy places the organism in Eukaryota, Metazoa, Chordata, Mammalia, Primates, Cercopithecidae.